AUGUGGCGGCAGUCAACGAUACUGGCCGCGUUACUAGUGGCUCUUUUGUGUGCGGGCAGUGCAGAAAGCAAAGGCAAUCGCCCGCCAAGAAUCACCAAACAACCGGCACCCGGAGAACUGCUCUUCAAAGUGGCGCAACAGAACAAGGAAAGUGACAAUCCAUUCAUAAUCGAGUGUGAAGCCGAUGGACAACCCGAGCCAGAAUAUAGUUGGAUCAAGAACGGCAAGAAGUUCGACUGGCAGGCGUACGAUAACCGCAUGCUGCGGCAGCCGGGACGCGGCACCCUGGUGAUCACCAUACCCAAGGACGAGGAUCGCGGCCACUACCAGUGCUUCGCGUCCAACGAAUUCGGAACGGCCACCUCGAACUCGGUGUACGUGCGUAAGGCCGAGCUGAAUGCCUUCAAGGAUGAGGCGGCCAAGACUCUGGAGGCCGUGGAGGGUGAGCCCUUCAUGCUGAAAUGUGCCGCACCCGACGGCUUUCCCAGUCCGACGGUCAACUGGAUGAUCCAGGAGUCCAUCGAUGGCAGCAUCAAGUCGAUCAACAACUCUCGCAUGACCCUCGAUCCCGAGGGUAAUCUCUGGUUCUCGAAUGUUACCCGCGAGGAUGCCAGCUCCGAUUUCUACUACGCCUGCUCGGCCACCUCGGUGUUCCGCAGUGAAUACAAGAUCGGCAACAAGGUGCUCCUGGAUGUCAAGCAGAUGGGCGUUAGUGCCUCGCAGAACAAGCAUCCGCCCGUGCGUCAGUAUGUGUCCCGUCGCCAGUCCUUGGCGCUGCGCGGCAAGCGAAUGGAACUGUUUUGCAUCUACGGUGGAACCCCGCUGCCGCAGACCGUGUGGAGCAAGGAUGGCCAGCGGAUACAGUGGAGCGAUCGAAUAACGCAAGGACACUAUGGCAAAUCACUGGUCAUUCGGCAGACAAACUUCGAUGAUGCCGGCACAUACACCUGCGAUGUGUCCAACGGUGUGGGCAAUGCCCAAUCCUUCUCCAUCAUCCUGAAUGUUAACUCCGUGCCGUACUUUACCAAAGAACCUGAAAUCGCCACCGCCGCCGAGGACGAAGAGGUGGUCUUCGAGUGUCGCGCUGCUGGUGUACCAGAGCCCAAGAUCAGUUGGAUUCACAAUGGUAAGCCCAUCGAGCAGAGCACCCCGAAUCCCCGACGAACGGUUACGGACAACACAAUCCGCAUUAUCAAUCUGGUUAAGGGCGAUACUGGUAACUACGGCUGCAACGCCACCAAUUCGCUGGGAUAUGUGUACAAGGAUGUCUACCUAAAUGUCCAGGCUGAGCCGCCAACGAUCUCCGAAGCUCCAGCAGCUGUGUCCACUGUGGAUGGAAGGAAUGUGACCAUUAAGUGCAGGGUUAACGGAUCCCCGAAGCCUCUGGUUAAAUGGCUGAGGGCCAGCAACUGGCUGACCGGAGGUCGUUACAAUGUCCAAGCUAACGGCGAUCUGGAGAUCCAAGACGUGACAUUCUCGGAUGCCGGCAAAUACACGUGCUACGCGCAGAACAAGUUUGGUGAAAUUCAAGCCGAUGGUUCGCUGGUGGUCAAGGAGCACACGAGAAUUACCCAAGAGCCGCAGAACUACGAGGUGGCCGCCGGACAAUCGGCCACGUUCCGCUGUAACGAGGCCCACGACGAUACGCUGGAGAUUGAGAUCGAUUGGUGGAAGGAUGGCCAGUCCAUUGACUUUGAGGCCCAGCCGCGAUUCGUGAAGACCAACGAUAAUUCCCUGACGAUUGCCAAGACCAUGGAGCUGGAUUCUGGCGAGUAUACGUGCGUGGCCAGGACGCGCUUGGAUGAGGCCACGGCCAGGGCGAAUUUGAUUGUCCAGGAUGUGCCGAAUGCGCCAAAACUCACCGGCAUCACCUGCCAGGCGGACAAGGCCGAGAUCCACUGGGAACAACAGGGUGACAAUCGUUCGCCCAUUCUGCACUACACCAUCCAGUUCAAUACAUCGUUCACGCCCGCCUCCUGGGAUGCCGCCUACGAGAAGGUGCCCAACACGGACUCCUCGUUCGUCGUCCAGAUGUCACCGUGGGCCAACUACACGUUCCGUGUGAUUGCCUUCAACAAGAUCGGAGCCUCGCCGCCGUCGGCGCACAGCGAUAGUUGCACCACCCAGCCGGAUGUGCCCUUCAAGAAUCCCGAUAAUGUCGUUGGCCAGGGCACCGAGCCCAACAAUCUGGUCAUCUCCUGGACUCCGAUGCCCGAAAUCGAGCACAAUGCCCCCAAUUUCCACUAUUAUGUGAGCUGGAAACGCGAUAUCCCUGCCGCUGCUUGGGAAAAUAAUAACAUAUUCGACUGGCGACAGAACAACAUUGUGAUUGCCGAUCAACCGACGUUCGUGAAGUACCUGAUCAAGGUGGUGGCCAUCAACGAUAGGGGUGAGUCCAAUGUCGCCGCCGAGGAGGUGGUUGGCUACUCUGGCGAAGAUCGUCCCCUGGAUGCGCCCACCAACUUCACGAUGAGGCAGAUCACAUCCUCGACCAGUGGCUACAUGGCCUGGACGCCGGUAAGUGAGGAAUCGGUGCGCGGACACUUCAAGGGCUACAAAAUCCAAACGUGGACGGAGAACGAGGGCGAGGAGGGUCUGCGGGAGAUCCAUGUGAAGGGUGAUACCCACAACGCUCUGGUCACACAAUUCAAGCCCGAUUCGAAGAACUAUGCCCGCAUUUUGGCUUACAAUGGACGCUUCAAUGGCCCACCCAGUGCCGUCAUCGACUUCGAUACUCCGGAGGGUGUACCAUCGCCGGUUCAGGGACUGGAUGCCUAUCCCCUGGGCUCCUCGGCCUUCAUGCUCCACUGGAAGAAGCCGCUGUAUCCCAAUGGCAAGCUCACUGGCUACAAGAUCUACUACGAGGAGGUUAAGGAGAGCUAUGUGGGCGAGCGACGCGAAUACGAUCCCCACAUCACCGAUCCCAGGGUCACACGCAUGAAGAUGGCCGGCCUGAAGCCCAACUCCAAGUACCGCAUCUCCAUCACUGCCACCACGAAAAUGGGCGAGGGAUCUGAACACUAUAUCGAGAAGACCACGCUCAAGGAUGCCGUCAAUGUGGCCCCUGCCACGCCCUCCUUCUCCUGGGAACAAAUGCCAUCCGACAAUGGACUAGCCAAGUUCCGCAUCAACUGGCUGCCAAGUACCGAGGGUCAUCCGGGCACUCACUUCUUUACGCUGCACAGGAUUAAGGGCGAAACCCAAUGGUUACGCGAGGGUGAGGAAAAGAACUUCGAUUACCAGGAGGUCGGCGGCUUAGAUCCGGAGACCGCCUACGAGUUCCGCGUGGUCUCCGUGGAUGGCCACUUCAACACGGAGAGUGCCACGCAGGAGAUCGACACGAACACCGUUGAGGGACCGAUAAUGGUGGCCAACGAGACGGUGGCCAAUGCCGGAUGGUUCAUUGGCAUGAUGCUGGCCCUGGCCUUCAUCAUCAUUCUCUUCAUCAUCAUCUGCAUUAUCCGACGCAAUCGGGGCGGAAAGUACGAUGUCCACGAUCGGGAGCUGGCCAACGGCCGGCGGGAUUAUCCCGAAGAGGGCGGCUUCCACGAGUACUCGCAACCGUUGGAUAACAAGAGCGCUGGUCGCCAAUCCGUGAGUUCAGCGAACAAACCGGGCGUGGAAAGCGAUACCGAUUCGAUGGCCGAAUACGGUGAUGGCGACACAGGACAAUUUACCGAGGAUGGCUCCUUCAUUGGCCAAUAUGUUCCUGGAAAGCUCCAACCGCCGGUUAGCCCACAGCCACUGAACAAUUCCGCUGCGGCGCAUCAGGCGGCGCCAACUGCCGGAGGAUCGGGAGUAGCCGGAUCGGCAGCAGCAGCCGGAACUUCGGGCGGAGCAUCAUCCGCCGGUGGAGCAGCUGCCGGAGGAGCAACUGCCAGCAAUGGAGGAGCUGCAGCCGGAGCCGUUGCCACCUACGUCUAAGAGGCGUGGCUGGGAUUCACUUGCCCCAUUGUUCUCUUGAUUUUCUACCAAACGAUUCAAACGCCUAUUAAACAAAAAGAAACUGUGUAAUUCUGUGUGUAAAACGAAAACUGCUUUAAGUGUCUGCAAAAAAAAGAAAGAAGAAAACAUUAUAAUUAACUCAAAUCGAGAAACAAUUGUAAAGUGAAGAAAAACUCGCAUGAAUUUAAAGCAUAUAAUUUUGCUUCUUUUGGCUUAUGAAAUUAUUGUAGCAAACAGUUAAACGCCUUUUCAAAAACAAAAAACAAAGAAACUUUUGUAUAAGCUUAAAAAAAAAAAAGAAAACCAAAACACAAAAAAUGAAUGUAAACGUUGACAAAUGUAUGGAGAAGUAGAAGGACGAUUAAUGAUAAUGCCUGUUUUGUGUAAUAAUUUUUUUUUCUACAAAAAUACCUUUAAGUUAUGAGUGGCACAAGGAUCAUUGUCUACAUGGAAACCGCGUCGAGUUUGUAAGCCAAAGAGCCGGCGAACCAAGGAGUCGAGUGAGGGAACGGAGGCAAUAGCGACAGAUAUAUGCGUUUAUAUCGAUUCCGGUCUCAGCUAAACUAGGAACUGUUCAAAAUGUACAAAAACCAAGGCUUAAAUGAGAACCAUCGGGCAGCUUCGAUCAAUGAUCAAUGACUGAAUUGCGAAGGAAAUGCCCGGACUAUUUUGCAAUCAACUACACAGUACAGCGCAUGUCUGCUCCUCAAUGUCCAAUGACUAACCAAAAUAUCGAUGUGUUCAACUAGCAGCAAGUCAAAUACUCAACUUGACCUCGAUCACUGUUCGCCACAAUCAAAGACUUAAGGGCAGAGCAGAUUUUCCAGCGCCAGUUCAAGAAAUCCAGGAGGAGCUGAGGCAGCAGCUUUCCUUCGUCGGCAAUUCGCAUAUAUUUGUGAAUAUGUGUAUCGUAUAAGUUCCGAUUUUCGUCCAUAGUCUAAUGCAAUUUUUCGCGUCUAGUAUUUAAACAGAAUCCCUUCAGUUUGUCCAUUAAUGAGUUAAGUAAAGCAAAUUAGUUAAUUAACAAAUUAGUUGGCCCACUCGCACGAGUCGGUCAUUGUAACCUAUAUUAUUAUACGAUUAAUACGCAGCUGACAAACCUAUAAUUGUUCCACAUAGUACUCCCUCUUAUUUGAAUAAAAAAUGUUAAAAAGCCUCGAGAUGCCAGUUGCGUCUCUGGUUUCCACUUAA
Messenger RNA from Drosophila mauritiana, 5136 nucleotides. RefSeq names its product neuroglian. The coding region runs from base 1 to 3924 and encodes 1307 amino acids. The transcript is spliced from 7 exons. Lineage: Eukaryota; Metazoa; Arthropoda; Insecta; Diptera; Drosophilidae. The record is from RefSeq and is a predicted model, not a curated record. Gene Ontology annotation, biological process: brain development; cell-cell adhesion. Gene Ontology annotation, molecular function: cell-cell adhesion mediator activity.